Messenger RNA from Phaethon lepturus (White-tailed tropicbird), 1236 nucleotides. RefSeq names its product tripartite motif containing 13 (gene TRIM13). Bases 7 to 1236 code for a protein of 409 amino acids. Gene Ontology annotation, biological process: innate immune response; positive regulation of macroautophagy; positive regulation of canonical NF-kappaB signal transduction. The transcript has a single exon. The record is from RefSeq and is a predicted model, not a curated record. Lineage: Eukaryota; Metazoa; Chordata; Aves; Phaethontiformes; Phaethontidae. Gene Ontology annotation, molecular function: zinc ion binding.
UAGGAUAUGAUGGAGCUCUUGGAGGAAGAUCUCACCUGUCCCAUUUGUUGUAGCCUGUUUGAUGAUCCUCGUGUCCUGCCCUGUUCACACAAUUUCUGCAGAAAGUGUCUGGAAGGAAUUCUUGAGGGAAACGUGCGGAAUGUGCUUUGGAGGCCAUCCCCUUUCAAGUGCCCCACAUGCAGGAAGGAAACUCCCGUUACUGGAGUCAACAGCUUGCAAGUCAACUACUCCCUGAAAGGUAUCGUGGAGAAAUAUAACAAAAUCAAAGUAACUCCAAAAAUGCCUGUGUGCAAAGUGCACAGUGGGCAACCCCUUAACAUUUUUUGCCGGACAGACAUGCAGCUGAUCUGUGGGGUUUGUGCCACCCGUGGUGACCAUACAAAGCACGUUUUCUGUUCUAUUGAAGAAGCUUAUUCCCAGGAGAAGCGGGCUUUUGAAACCCUCUUUCAGGGCUUUGAAACUUGGCGUUGUGGAGAUGCCCUUUCGCGGCUGGAUACCUUAGAAACCAGUAAGAGGAAAGCUCUGCAGAUGCUGACCAAAGAUUCUGACAAAGUGAAGGAGUUCUUUGAGAAGCUGCAGCACACGCUGGAGCAGAAACGAAAUGAGAUUCUCUCUGACUUUGAGACCAUGAAGCUUGCAGUGAUGCAGGCCUAUGAUCCGGAAAUCAAUAAACUGAACACAAUUCUGCAAGAGCAACGGAUGGCGUUUAACAUCGCGGAGGCCUUCAAAGAUGUGUCUGAACCCAUUAUAUUUCUGCAACAGAUGCAGGAGUUCAGGGAAAAAAUCAAGGUGCUCAAAGAAACCCCUUUACCUUGUUCCAGUGUGGACAUCAGCCCUACAAUGAAGAGCUUUGAUACCAGCCAGUGGAAUAGAAUAAAACUAGUUGAUGUGGACAAACUUUCUUUGCCUCAGGAAAACAACACUCUUAAAUUCAAGAUUCCCUCAGUCUUUUCACGCAGAUUUGUAGUGACCUUUCUUAUUUGCUUGCUUAUUCUUGCUGUCACCAGAAUGUCCUUUGUGGAGUCAGUUGUUGACAAUCUGCAGUGCUGGAAGUCUCAAUUCUUUACGAUUAGCUUGUCCUAUUUGGCAGAUACAGUGGAGAUAGCAGAUCAUGCAGUCUUUUACUGGGAACAGAUGACAGAUGGAGCUUCACUUCUACGAGAAAAGUGUAAAAACUAUACAUUGGUUGUACUGGAUAAUGUUGCACAGUUUGUGUGCAAAUAUAAACUGUUGUGA